CAUAACAAACCCCCGUGUUUCUGAUACAUAACCUGUUUUCAUAUCCAGGACGUACACUUUUAUAAUGGGAGCACUUUGGGAAUAAACUGAGGUGAUCUGUUCAGCAGAGCACAAUGACUUGCUCUACAUUGCUCCGACUCUGCAGUGGAGACCAUAAAGUUAUGCUCCCUGUAUGCUGGACCAUCACAGUUCGUUUGCUCUCAUCUGGUUUUCGUCCAAACCGCAAUCUGAGUAAAAGCUACCGCCUGCUGCAGCUGCCUGAGGACGGCACCUGCAGCCAUGCUGAAGUCAAAGAGGCCUACUUACGCAUGGCCAAACUCUACCACCCAGACUCUGGUGCUCCUACUGCUAAUGCUGCUUUGUUCUCCAACAUAGAAGAGGCUUACCGAGCUGUCCUGACCCAUCUGGCCCAGCAAGAAUCUAAAUCCCGGUACACUCAAAAAGAGGAGGAGGGUGAGGAGGAUGAGGAAAAGGUUAAAGGACAGACACCACAGCACAGACAGUACCUAAGCUACGAAGGCGUGGGCUUUGGAACACCGAGCCAGCGAGAGCGGCAGUAUCAGCAGUUCCGCAUGGACCAAGCUACAGAUGGAGUGUUGGAAUAUCGCUAUAAAAAGAUGGAGAAAGCAGCAGCAGAUGAAGGAGCCAUGGCGGUAAGGGACACGCGUCUGCGAAGCAAGAAGAUCCAGAUCACACAGGCUGUCGAGAGGCUAGUGGAGGACCUCAUCCAGGAGUCGAUGGCACGUGGUGAUUUCCACAACCUGACUGGUGCUGGCAAACCGCUUAGCAAGUUUGAGCACAACCCCUACGCUGACCCAAUGACCCACAACCUGAACCGUAUCCUUAUAGAUAAUGGCUACCAGCCUGAGUGGGUAGUGACCCAGAAGGAGAUUAGGGAGACAAUCGGGAAGUUACGUGACAGACUGCAGGAGGUCCGUGCCAGACUGGGCAGCCCAAUGAAACACUCAGAGCAGAUCCAGUGGAAAGAACACUGCGCUGCUUUUACCAGUGACCUGGCUAAGCUCAACAAGAAAGUAGAUGAUUUUAACUUGACCGUGCCCCUAAUGAGUUGGCAGAUGGUUCAUUUUAAUGUGAACAGGGAGAUGGAGAAGGUGCUCAGAGCUGACCAGGAACACAGAAUAGAGAAGGAGAAAGAGAGAAAGCAUAAGGAAGAGAGAGAGAAAGUGGAUAUGUCUCAGCAAAACAACAGAAAGGGAAUUAUUAUGUGGAUGCAGAGUCUGCUUAAAUAAAAUGACUUCUAAGAUUUGCAAAAAUUUGAUAGCAAAUGUAAUUACAAGUCUGAAUCACUGACCUGAUAGCAGUAAGCAUAUAUCAUGAUUAAAGCUGGGAUGUUUGCACUGUGUUUACACUUUGUUUUAACCAUUGCAGUUGCACAGUGGGACAGUGGUAGCCUAGUGGUUAAAGCUUUAGGCUAUCAACUGAACGGUUGAGUUUGAAUCCCAGCUCUGCAAUGCAGCCACUGUUGGGCAAGGCCCUUGACCCUGUUUGCUCCAGGGGCACCGUACAAUGACUGACCCUGUGCUCUGAUCCCAGCUUCCAAAAACAAGCUGGGAUAUGCAAAUAAAGUACUGUACAUCUGUAUAUGUAUAUAUGACAAAUAAAGGCAUUCUAUUUAAAAAAUUUAAUUAAAAUAUAUAUUAAGAAAUUACCAGUUAAUGGUUUGUUCGAUCUUUGUCUUCAUGGCACUUUUUCCGAUUCCCUAUUGCACUCCCGACCUGUGCUGCAUGCAAACAUCUCUUUCAUGUGUAUAGCUAUCAACCUACAGUAUUUCCCCCCCCGAAAGUCCUCAGCAUAUGGGGAGUAGGCUGUGCUUCCUGUAUUUCUUUGCCACUCGUGACUACUGGACUACUUUUUCCUAGACUUGGCUAGUUUUGGGCCUGUGA
Messenger RNA from Trichomycterus rosablanca, 1904 nucleotides. It is a transcript of the gene dnajc28, whose product is annotated as DnaJ (Hsp40) homolog, subfamily C, member 28. Bases 114 to 1250 code for a protein of 378 amino acids. The record is from RefSeq and is a predicted model, not a curated record. The transcript is spliced from 2 exons. Lineage: Eukaryota; Metazoa; Chordata; Actinopteri; Siluriformes; Trichomycteridae.